AUGAUUAUUCACACUGGAGAAAAACCGUUCACAUACACUCAGUGUGGAAAGAGUUUCACAACCAAAAGCAAUCUCGAAGAUCAUCUGCGCUCUCACUCUGGAGUGAAAUCGUUCAGCUGUGAUCAGUGUGAUAAAACAUUUGUUGGGGUAUCAAGCUUAAGAAAACACCUCAAAGUUCAUGCUGGUGUGAAGCCUCACUUUUGUUCUUUGUGUGGAAAGAGUUUUAUAUAUCUGCAAAUUUUAGAACUGCAUGAGCGUAUUCAUACUGGGGUGAAACCUUAUAUGUGCUUUGACUGUGGGAAGACCUUCACUGCAUCCAGUGGCUUAAAAAGACACCAGAGAGUUCAUACUGGAGAGAAACCGUACAAGUGCUCACUCUGUGGGAAGACCUUCACUACAUCCGGUGGCUUAAAAAGACACCAGGGAGUUCAUACUGGAGAGAAACCGUACAAGUGCUCACUCUGUGGGAAGACCUUCACUACAUCUGGUAGCUUAAAAGGACACCAGGGAGUUCAUACUGGAGAGAAACCGUACAAGUGCUCACUCUGUGGGAAGACCUUAACUACAUCCGGUUGCUUAAAAAGACACCAGAGAGUCCAUACCGGAGAGAAACCGUACAAGUGCUCACUCUGUGGGAAGACCUUCACUGCAUCCGGUUGCUUAAAAAGACACCAGAGAGUUCAUACUGGAGAGAAACCGUACAAGUGCUCACUCUGUGGGAAGACCUUCACUACAUCCGGUGGCUUAAAAAGACACCAGAGAGUUCAUACUGGAGAGAAACCGUACAAGUGCUCACUCUGUGGGAAGACCUUCACUACAUCCAAGGGCUUAAAAAGACACCAGAGAGUUCAUACUGGAGAGAAACCGUACAAGUGCUCACUCUGUGGGAAGACCUUCACUGUAUCCGGUGGCUUAAAAAGACACCAGAGAGUUCAUACUGGAGAGAAACCGUACAAGUGCUCACUCUGUGGGAAGACCUUCACUACAUCCGGUGGCUUAAAAGGACACCAGAGAGUUCAUACUGGAGAGAAACCGUACAAGUGCUCACUCAGUGGGAAGACCUUCACUACAUCCAAGGGCUUAAAAAGACACCAGAGAAAACCGUACAAGUGCUCACUCUGUGGGAAGACCUUCACUGUAUCCGGUGGCUUAAAAGGACACCAGAGAGUUCAUACUGGAGAGAGACCGUACAAGUGCUCACUCAGUGGGAAGACCUUCACUGCAUCCGGUUGCUUAAAAAGACACCAGAGAGUUCAUACUGGAGAGAAACCGUACAAGUGCUCACUCUGUGGGAAGACCUUCACUACAUCCGGUGGCUUAAAAAGACACCAGAGAGUUCAUACUGGAGAGAAACCGUACAAGUGCUCACUCAGUGGGAAGACCUUCACUGUAUCCGGUGGCUUAAAAGGACACCAGAGAGUUCAUACUGGAGAGAAACCAUACAAGUGCUCACUCAGUGGGAAGACCUUCACUGUAUCCGGUGGCUUAAAAAGACACCAGAGAGUUCAUACUGGAGAGAAACCGUACAAGUGCUCACUCAGUGGGAAGACCUUCACUGUAUCCGGUGGCUUAAAAAGACACCAGAGAGUUCAUACUGGAGAAAAACCGUACAAGUGCUCACUCAGUGGGAAGACCUUCACUGUAUCCGGUGGCUUAAAAAGACACCAGAGAGUUCAUACUGGAGAGAAACCGUACAAGUGCUCACUCAGUGGGAAGACCUUCACUGUAUCCGGUGGCUUAAAAAGACACCAGAGAGUUCAUACUGGAGAGAAACCGUACAAGUGCUCACUCAGUGGGAAGACCUUCACUGCAUCCGGUUGCUUAAAAAGACACCAGAGAGUUCAUACUGGAGAGAAACCGUACAAGUGCUCACUCUGUGGGAAGACCUUCACUGCAUCCAGUGGCUUAAAAGGACACCAAAGAGUUCAUACCGGAAAGAAGCCGCACCAAUGCUCUUCAUGUGGGAAGGGUUUCUCUGGAUUAUCUAGUCUACAGGAGCAUAAGAAAAAGCAUUCCCCGAAGGUGUCUAAAUGA
Rhinichthys klamathensis goyatoka is the source of this 2034-nucleotide messenger RNA. RefSeq names its product zinc finger protein 850-like. The record is from RefSeq and is a predicted model, not a curated record. Gene Ontology annotation, cellular component: nucleus. Bases 1 to 2034 code for a protein of 677 amino acids. NCBI's taxonomy places the organism in Eukaryota, Metazoa, Chordata, Actinopteri, Cypriniformes, Leuciscidae. Gene Ontology annotation, molecular function: DNA-binding transcription activator activity, RNA polymerase II-specific; RNA polymerase II cis-regulatory region sequence-specific DNA binding. The transcript is spliced from 3 exons. Gene Ontology annotation, biological process: regulation of transcription by RNA polymerase II.